AUUCCCAAGUGAAGACCAUUCUGGUUUUGCCCUGCAGAGUAUGGAACUGAGUUAAUUUUGAAGGGUUUAGGUCAGCCUUCUUGUUUCCUUCCUUGGUACCCUGUGAUACCAAGCAAUAAACUUGGGGUUAACGGGCGGUGGCAUUCCUAUCUUUGUAGACUCUAUUUGUAGCCAGCAGAUCUUUAUCCCACCCAGGAAGACUGGUGUUUAGGUAAGUGUGGAUAGUCUAACUCUCCAAUAUCUGGGUGACUGUUCCCUAAAGCCAUUCCCUGCACAUGCUCAGGUGUCUUCAUUUGGAGAGUGCCAGUCGGCAUUCUCGUGGGUGGAUACGAAGUCACUCGUUCUCUUCACCUUUUUCCUCACAGGAGACCAGACGUCCAUUCUCGUGAGGUCUACCUAUAAGUCACCAUGUAUGAGGACUGCGUGAAGUCCACAGAAGACUAUUACCUCUUCUGUGACAAUGAGGGGCCGUGGGCCAUUGUUCUGGAGUCCUUGGCAGUGAUCGGCAUAGUGGUUACGAUAUUGCUACUCCUGGCCUUUCUGUUCCUCAUGCGGAGGGUGCAGGACUGCAGCCAGUGGAACGUGCUUCCCACCCAGUUCCUCUUCCUGCUGGCCGUGCUUGGGCUCUUUGCACUUACUUUUGCCUUCAUCAUCCAGCUCAACCAGCAAACUGCCCCUGUCCGCUACUUCCUCUUUGGGGUUCUCUUCGCUAUCUGCUUCUCCUGCCUCCUGGCUCAUGCCUCCAACCUGGUGAAGCUGGUCCGGGGUAGAGUCUCCUUCUGCUGGACAACAAUUCUGUUCAUCGCUAUCGGGGUCAGCCUGCUGCAGACCAUCAUUGCGAUAGAGUACGUGACCCUCAUCAUGACCAGAGGCUUGAUGUUCGAGCACAUGACGCCGUACCAGCUCAACGUGGACUUUGUCUGCCUCCUGAUCUACGUCCUCUUCCUGAUGGCCCUCACGUUCUUCGUCUCCAAGGCCACCUUCUGUGGCCCGUGUGAGAACUGGAAACAGCACGGAAGGCUCAUCUUUGCCACCGUGCUUGUCUCCAUCAUCAUCUGGGUGGUGUGGAUCUCCAUGCUAAUGAGAGGCAACCCUCAGCUCCAGCGCCAGCCCCAAUGGGAUGAUGCGGUCAUCUGCAUUGGCCUGGUCACCAACGCUUGGGUCUUCCUGCUGCUCUACAUCAUCCCUGAGAUGAGCAUCCUCUACAGAUCAUGUAGGCAGGAGUGUCCUCCUCAAGGCAACAUCUGCCAAGUCCCCGUCUACCAACGCAGCUUCAGGAUGGAGAACCAGGAACCCACCAGAGCCCGAGACAGUGAUGGAGCUCAGGAGGAUGUAGCACUAACUGCACAUGGUACUCCCAUUCAGCUGCAGACUGUUGAUCCCAGCCAGGAGUAUCUCAUCCCAUGAGCUACAUUAACCCCACAACAAGAUGCAGGAUUAUAAAGCUACCUGAAACAGCAUAGAGACAACCUUGAAGACCGUCCUGCUCAGCACAGCCCCGAAGGGCCCAGAAGAGCACUAGACACGCUCUCAAUGAAACAUCUGUCCUGUCCCCUUCCUCUCUCCUGUCCCUUCCUCUCUGUUUCCUUGCCCUUUUCACUCUUCUGGACACAGCCUCUGAAGACUAUCAUGUCCUGCACAAUUACAAUCUUGUUGUCACCCUA
This is a messenger RNA of Rattus norvegicus (Norway rat), 1664 nucleotides long. Lineage: Eukaryota; Metazoa; Chordata; Mammalia; Rodentia; Muridae. The record is from RefSeq and is a predicted model, not a curated record.